Messenger RNA from Penicillium daleae, 744 nucleotides. RefSeq lists its product as uncharacterized. NCBI's taxonomy places the organism in Eukaryota, Fungi, Ascomycota, Eurotiomycetes, Eurotiales, Aspergillaceae. Gene Ontology annotation, molecular function: hydrolase activity. The transcript has 4 exons. The record is from RefSeq and is a predicted model, not a curated record. The coding region runs from base 1 to 744 and encodes 247 amino acids.
AUGGCAGCCGAAGUACAAUUGAGGAUGGCAUCCAACCCACCUGGCCCGUGUUGCUUCGUCGGCUUUAAGCACGAUGGUACACCAUCCGGGUCUAUUCGAAAUGUUCAUGGCGGCUUUUCUAAUUUGGAAAUGACAGUGAGGACGUAUGUCGCAGAGCCGAAGGAAGGACUUCGAAACAAGGGAGCAGUACUACUGUUAAGCGAUGUUUUUGGAUUGCGCCAGAAUAGCCAGCUCUUGGCCGACGACUUUGCCUCUAAUGGAUAUUUAGCUGUACUGCCCGAUCUCCUGGAUGGCGAAUCGCUCCCACUGGACGUUUUUCAGACUGGCUCUGUCAACAUUCCUGCCUGGGCUUUACGACACGGUGUUGAACAGGUAGAUCCUAUUGUGGAUAGCACAAUCAAGUUCAUGCGUGAGGAGAUGGGUGUGGAGAAGAUCGCGGCUGCCGGAUAUUGUUUCGGUGCAAAGUACACGGCUCGCUUUCUUAAGGCUAAGAAAAUAGACGUGGGAUAUGUUGCGCACCCCUCUUACAUCACAUUCGAGGAAUUGGAGUCCAUUGAGAACCCGCUUUCCAUUACGGCCGCUGAACAGAGGCUCGCUUUGGGGAAAAAAGUAUAUCAGAUAAAUCUUUUCAGCGGCGUUGCUCAUGGGUUUGCUGUUCGCGGUGAUCUUAGUAUCGCGGCCAAUAGGUGGAGUAAAGAACAAGCUUUGCUGCAGGCGUUGGCGUGGUUUGAAUACCAUCUCUAG